This is a messenger RNA of Penicillium brevicompactum, 378 nucleotides long. RefSeq lists its product as uncharacterized. Gene Ontology annotation, biological process: nucleotide-excision repair; meiotic DNA integrity checkpoint signaling; mitotic intra-S DNA damage checkpoint signaling. Lineage: Eukaryota; Fungi; Ascomycota; Eurotiomycetes; Eurotiales; Aspergillaceae. The transcript has 2 exons. Bases 1 to 378 code for a protein of 125 amino acids. The record is from RefSeq and is a predicted model, not a curated record. Gene Ontology annotation, cellular component: checkpoint clamp complex; site of double-strand break.
AUGCAUGGGUCGCUGAGAUUGGCUAUUGCUACAGACGAGUUACGAAUUUCCAGCGUUUGGUCUGAUUUGGUGAAUCCGCCGCUGGAUCCAGCGCAGAUGACUCAGGAACAGAUUGAACAGCUGCCGAGUGAGCGGAACCGGAUGCGGCGGGCUGCAGAUGGGGAUGAGUCGGGGUGGGCGAAGGUGCGGAUUGAUGGGAAGGAUUGGAGCCGGGUGCUCAGUAUCGGAAGGCUGAGUCCAAGAGUGGUUGCUUGCUUUGUCAAUGACACGGCGCUCGUGCUAUAUGUUUAUUUGCCGGGGAGUUGGAAUGGAGAAGAGUCAUGUCUAACGGUGAGUUUCCAUUAUCGAAUCGAUAUAUCUGACCAUCAGGCCCUCUAA